Molecule: messenger RNA, 833 nt
Organism: Gastrolobium bilobum
Lineage: Eukaryota; Viridiplantae; Streptophyta; Magnoliopsida; Fabales; Fabaceae
Product: pollen-specific leucine-rich repeat extensin-like protein 1
Exons: 3
Coding region: 21-833 (270 amino acids)
Molecular function (GO): metal ion binding
Source: RefSeq, a predicted model, not a curated record
AUAUUCUCUAAUUCAGCUCCAUGGUUCCAGAGUUCCAGAAACCUCGAGUCACAGAGAUACAUGCCCGAAUGGACUGUAACGGAUGUGUGCAGAAGAUCAAGAAAGCACUCAACGGCAUUAAUGGUAUAUGUGAUCUCUAUAUUGAUUUCCCCCAACAAAAAAUAACAAUUAUUGGGUGGGCAGAUCCAGAAAAAAUUGUGAAAGCAAUUAAGAAGACAAGGAAGAUGGCCACCAUUUGCAAUAUUGAACCAACUGAAUCUCCAUCUCAACCAGCAGAACCAUCACCUCAACAAACAGAACCAGAACCUGAAGAAAAUGCACAAGCCCUUAAAGCAACACAACCACAAGAAGCAGAAUUUCCACCAGCUCAAGAAGGGUCCCCAGAGAAACCCCCAAAAGACAUACCACAGCCUGAACAGCCACCACAUGAGGCAACACUAUCACCAACAGCAACACCUGCAGAGAAUAAUACUAGACAGCAAUCACAAAACACCCCAGUAACAAAGGAUGUAGGAGAGGUUCAUGUGGUACACCACCAUCCACCUGACUAUGGAAAUAGAGUUGGUUCUGGCCAUAGCUAUGUUGGACACUGGGAUAGAUACCACAAUAGCCCAGCAUUACUACAAGAGCCACCUCAACCAGCAUAUGUGACACACAGCUAUAAUACAUAUAGGCCAUCACCUUAUGUCACAGAAUAUGAAUAUGUCAGGUCACCACCAAGGCACACACAUUACAAUCGUAUGGAAUACUAUAGUGCAGAUUACCACAAUAGCAAUGGAAACAUCACAUCCAUGCUUAGCGAUGAAAAUCCAAAUGCAUGCAGGAUUGUCUAG